AUGUCCGACUUGCAAGGUCGCAAGGUCUUUAAGGUCUUCAACCAGGACUUCAUCGUCGAUGAACGCUACACUGUCACCAAGGAACUGGGUCAGGGCGCAUACGGUAUCGUCUGCGCUGCCACCAAUGGUCAAACCGGUGAGGGCGUCGCCAUCAAGAAGGUCACCAAUGUUUUCAGCAAGAAGAUCUUGGCCAAGCGCGCCUUGAGAGAAAUUAAGUUGCUUCAGCACUUUAGAGGCCACCGCAAUAUCACCUGUUUGUAUGACAUGGACAUUCCCCGCCCGGAUAACUUUAACGAAACGUACCUGUACGAAGAAUUGAUGGAAUGCGAUUUGGCCGCUAUCAUCCGCUCCGGACAGCCCUUGACCGAUGCCCAUUUCCAAUCCUUCAUUUACCAGAUCCUCUGUGGUCUCAAGUACAUCCAUUCGGCCAACGUCCUGCACCGCGAUUUGAAACCCGGUAACCUACUCGUCAACGCUGAUUGCGAGCUGAAGAUUUGCGAUUUCGGUCUGGCUCGUGGUUUUUCGAUCGAUCCUGAGGAGAAUGCGGGAUACAUGACAGAAUAUGUUGCGACAAGAUGGUACCGCGCGCCAGAAAUUAUGCUGAGCUUCCAGAGUUACACCAAAGCCAUCGAUGUCUGGUCCGUUGGCUGCAUCCUGGCCGAGCUCCUGGGUGGCCGUCCUUUCUUCAAGGGUCGCGAUUAUGUCGACCAGCUCAACCAGAUUCUUCACUAUCUGGGUACUCCAAAUGAGGACACGCUGAGCCGCAUCGGCUCGCCUCGUGCCCAGGAAUACGUGCGCAACUUGCCAUUCAUGCCUAAAAUCCCUUUCCAGCGUCUCUUCCCCAACGCCAACCCUGAUGCUCUCGAUCUGCUCGACCGGAUGCUCGCUUUCGACCCUACGUCGCGUAUCUCGGUUGAGGAGGCCCUGGAGCACCCCUACUUGCAAAUCUGGCACGAUGCCUCGGAUGAGCCAACCUGCCCGACGACCUUCGACUUCCAUUUCGAGGUUGUCGAAGAUGUGCAGGAGAUGCGCCACAUGAUCUAUGACGAAGUCGUGCGGUUCCGGGCCCUGGUCCGGCAACAGUCGCAGGCGCAGGCCGCCGCGCAGCAGCAGCAGAUUGCCCAGCAGACCAACGUGCCCAUUCCCGAUAACCAGCAGAGUGGGUGGAAGCAUGAGGAACCCAAGCCUCAGGAAGCGCUCGCCGCAGGCGGCGGCCACCCCAACGAUCUCGAAUCAUCGCUGCAGCGGGGCAUGGAUGUGCAAUAG
Molecule: messenger RNA, 1266 nt
Organism: Aspergillus sclerotioniger CBS 115572
Lineage: Eukaryota; Fungi; Ascomycota; Eurotiomycetes; Eurotiales; Aspergillaceae
Gene: mpkA
Product: mitogen-activated serine/threonine-protein kinase SLT2
Exons: 5
Coding region: 1-1266 (421 amino acids)
Biological process (GO): protein phosphorylation; intracellular signal transduction
Cellular component (GO): cytoplasm; nucleus
Molecular function (GO): ATP binding; MAP kinase activity
Source: RefSeq, a predicted model, not a curated record